Trifolium pratense (red clover) is the source of this 1362-nucleotide messenger RNA. Its product is annotated as mitochondrial uncoupling protein 1-like. Gene Ontology annotation, molecular function: oxidative phosphorylation uncoupler activity. The transcript has 10 exons. The coding region runs from base 80 to 994 and encodes 304 amino acids. NCBI's taxonomy places the organism in Eukaryota, Viridiplantae, Streptophyta, Magnoliopsida, Fabales, Fabaceae. The record is from RefSeq and is a predicted model, not a curated record. Gene Ontology annotation, biological process: mitochondrial transmembrane transport; mitochondrial transport. Gene Ontology annotation, cellular component: mitochondrial membrane.
CAGAAUUUAGCCUUUAUUUAAUGCACACAACAUUGCGAAAAUUUUACAUUGGCAACGCAUCAGUGACACAAAAACAGCUAUGGUUGGAGGUGGUAACACUAAAUCCGAUAUCUCUUUUGCUGGCACUUUCGCCAGUAGUGCUUUUUCUGCAUGUUUCGCUGAGAUAUGUACUAUUCUUCUGGACACUGCCAAAGUUAGGCUUCAACUUCAAAAGCAAGCUGUUGGCGAUGCGGUGACCUUACCUAAAUAUAAGGGUAUGCUGGGAACAGUUGGAACCAUUGCCAGGGAAGAAGGUCUUUCAGCGCUCUGGAAGGGAAUUGUACCAGGGUUACAUCGUCAAUGUUUGUAUGGAGGUUUAAGAAUCGGGUUAUACGAGCCAGUUAAGGAUUUGUAUGUUGGGAAAGACCAUGUUGGAGAUGUUCCGUUGUUGAAAAAAAUUCUUGCUGCCUUAACAACUGGUGCUGUAGCAAUUGCAGUGGCAAAUCCUACCGAUCUUGUCAAAGUUAGACUUCAAGCAGAAGGAAAAUUGCCUCCUGGAGUGCCCAGGCGCUACACUGGAUCAUUGAAUGCUUAUUCGACAAUUAUGAGACAGGAAGGAAUUGGAGCUCUUUGGACUGGCAUUGGCCCCAAUAUCGCAAGAAAUGCUAUCAUUAAUGCUGCUGAACUAGCCAGCUAUGAUCAAGUGAAAGAGACCAUUUUGAAAAUUCCAGGAUUCACUGAUAAUGUUGUCACACAUCUUCUUUCUGGUCUUGGGGCGGGUUUCUUUGCAGUCUGCAUUGGCUCCCCAGUUGACGUGGUUAAGUCAAGAAUGAUGGGAGAUUCUAGUUACACAAGCACCAUUGAUUGUUUUGUCAAAACAUUGAAAAAUGAUGGACCUUUAGCCUUCUAUAAGGGGUUCAUACCGAAUUUCGGACGGCUAGGAUCUUGGAAUGUGAUCAUGUUUUUAACACUAGAACAGACUAAAAAGUUCGUCAAGAAAUUGGAAUCAGCUUGAGCUCAGCCAAGUAUUGCUGAAGAAUUUUUUGAGAAUGGUGAGUGACAACUGGGGGUGCAGAUAGAAAUCAUCAAGAAAAUAUGAACACUUAUCUUCCUUUUACCUAUUGGAAUGUGUGAACAUUUACUUUUUUGGCGGAGUAAACUUAGGUAUUAAUAAAUGAAAAUAAUAGAAUGUGGUCCAUGUUAGACACCACCUACGCGACCUAUUCAUAUAAGCUAGUUUUAAUUUUAAAGCUUAGCUAGUUUUAAUUUUAAAGGUGUUUUAGAAAGAAAAAGUUUAAAGGCACUGUUUUAUUUCUUUGUAAUUCUUACAAUUUUAUUAUUAUUACGAGCCAGCCUGGCUUGUGUUGCUUUUUGCGCGCCUUA